AGAGGAAGAUCAGAUGUCAGUGUAUCACGGCUCGAUGGAAUCGGAGGCAGCGAUGGCUGACACGGCCGACUCAGACUUCGACGGACUAGUAGGAAAACAGGAGGAGAGACUGGGAGAUUUGGUUGUUGAAGGGUUCAAGAAACUGAUCAACACAUAUGACCCCGAUCAAGAUGACCUGGAAAGGCCUGAGCCCAAGCCUCUCCCAGACAGCUCAAGAUUGGACGCAGAGAAGACGAAGAGAGGGCUGUUGAGUUGGCUCGAACUGAGCCUUCUGCCGCAACUAGGACAGCAAAUCACCGAUCUGUCAGCAUUGCUAGACCUGACCGACUUGCAGAAAGAAACAGACUCGACACUCAGACAGAUCCUAGAGAGCCAAGCGGAACUCGACCAGUCUUUGGGGAAACUGCAAACGAGCUUGUAUACCCUCUGUCCCGAACCUGCACGAUCGCCACCAUUCGAAUCUAGUGACCGAAAUCGCAAAGAAUUCAAAUCCUUCAGGGCACACGGCUUGUACCACCAUAUCACUGGACAAGUCCUCUCAGAAAUCAUCCACGUCUUCAAUGAGUCCUAUGAGCUUAUCCAACAGCUGGAGCUCUCAACUGAGCCGUACAAGUUCCCGGUCGAGAUAGAUGCCACCAGAACAGCGAUCACCCACUAUGCAGCUUCAACCCGGGACGGAAUCGGAUCGACGAUCAGAUGGCUAAAGGGAUCGGAGUUCGAUCUUCUGCGAUCGCAUUGGUUGAACGAGAUAUCUGGGAUGAAUGAUACCCUCAGCAAGCUCAUCAGCCUGAUCAAUUCGCCACCGAACACCACCGGACGUCCGCAGCUAUCUCUCGUGCCCGAAUUGGACUCAUUUCAUUACCAUCCUCCCAGCCAACCAGUGAUCCGACUGGCCAAAUCAGUCCCCCCACUCCUCAAACUCUCGCGACUGUUCUUCAAGAAAAUGACAAGACCAGAGAUCGACACCAAGCGAUUGGCUUCAUUCACUCAGAGCGCUUCUCAUCAACUCGAUCACAUGGCUCAAUCUGCCGGAAACAUCGGCUGCGACUUUGAAGAGCUUUUGAAGCUCUUCAGGAAGGUCGAUCGGCGUGUGGAUCGACUAGGACGGCCUAUACAGGAAGAAGAAGAACCUUUGGUCUCCAGUGUCCAAUUAACUGCAAUCACCCAACGAAUCGGAAUCCGCUUCCAAUCUUAUCUCUUUAUCAUCCUCCUCUACUUCCAUCCUGUUAUCCCUAACAACCAUUCCUUUGACUCUCAAAAUCAUUCCAAAGCUUGGUUCCUUGCUUGGUUUAAUCAUUUCUCUAUCGCCGUCCGAAAUUUUGAGAUCGCUGCUGAAUUCUUCGAUGACGAUGCUUAGUUUUAUUUUUUUAUUUUUUUUUGCAAAAAAUUCUUGUACUUUUAUUUCUCUCUUGAUUGGCUGGAAAUUUUAUUACUGAAAAAUUAACAACUACUGCAAAAAAUUCCCAUUACAUACUUAUAAUUGCUCGUAAUCAACGAAUACGUUCUGGGACUC
This is a messenger RNA of Puccinia graminis f. sp. tritici CRL 75-36-700-3, 1513 nucleotides long. RefSeq lists its product as uncharacterized. NCBI's taxonomy places the organism in Eukaryota, Fungi, Basidiomycota, Pucciniomycetes, Pucciniales, Pucciniaceae. The record is from RefSeq and is a predicted model, not a curated record. The transcript is spliced from 2 exons. Bases 14 to 1357 code for a protein of 447 amino acids.